This is a messenger RNA of Melopsittacus undulatus (budgerigar), 1706 nucleotides long. RefSeq names its product SIL1 nucleotide exchange factor (gene SIL1). The coding region runs from base 182 to 1564 and encodes 460 amino acids. The transcript has 11 exons. NCBI's taxonomy places the organism in Eukaryota, Metazoa, Chordata, Aves, Psittaciformes, Psittaculidae. The record is from RefSeq and is a predicted model, not a curated record.
GCCGUUCGGUGCCUGCGCAGUGCGGAGCGAUAGUGUGUUGCUGUGGGAGCAGUUGCAGGAACCUCCUUCCACCAGGGCUCAGUGUGGACUAGUAGUAGGGAAAAGGAGUUACCUUAACUGAAGAAAACAUCACUGUCCAACCAGGACCAGCUUUGAUCACCCCUGAGCUCUGCUGGUGGCAAUGUCCCGUGGGGCUGGUCUCUCCACUGCUGCCAGAGUCAACCUGCUGCUCUUGGUGGUCUCUGCAGUGCUCUCCUGGUCAAGCCUAAGUGACAGAGUGCCUGAGUUUGCCCUUACAAAAAUAGAAGAGAGCGACAUAAAAGAUGACAGUGGGAAAGAGGCGGUAGCAGAAGAUGAUGCUGAUCCUGAAGACCUGGAAGUGUUUUACCCCACACAUCAGUGGCAAACCCUCCGUCCAGGUCAGGCUGUUCCUGCAGGGUCACACGUACGACUGAACCUGCAGACAGGAGACAGAGAAGUCAAGCUCCCAGAUAGUGAAAAUGGGAAAAGUGAUACAAGAAAAGAGAGAAGAAAAAAAAGACUGGGCAAGGUGGAUGUCGACUCAACUUCAUUCACAUCUCAGGAGCUCAAAAAGGCACUGGCUAAAAUGAAGGAAAGUGAGAAGGCAGAAAGAAAGGCCCAUGAGGAAGAGGUGAGGAAGAAGUUCCGGCCCAUUGAGCAGCUGAAGGAGGAGUUUGAAAAGAUGAACAUGAAGAUGGAGACAGAUUAUGAAAUUAUGGUGAAAUUACUCAACAAAUUCAACAGCUCUGCCUCCACGCUGGAUGAAAAAGUAGCUGCGCUUUAUGAUCUUGAAUAUUAUGUCCACCAGGUGGACAACGCUAAGGACUUCCUCUCCAUGGGUGGACUCCAGCUGGUGAUCCAUGGGCUGAACAGCACCGAGGCCACGCUGAAGGAGCAUGCUGCCUUCGUCCUGGGAGCCGCACUGUCCAGCAACCCCAAAGUGCAGAUAGAAGCAAUCGAGGGGGGGGCACUGCAGAAGCUGCUGGUGAUUCUGGCUACGGAGCAGCCCCUGUCUGUCCGGAAGAAGGCUCUCUUCGCUCUGUCCUCCAUGCUGAGACACUUCCCCUAUGCCCAGCAGCAGUUCCUCAAGCUCGGCGGCCUCCAGGUCCUCAGGAGCCUCUUCAGGCAGAAGGGGAUGGAGCCGCUCCAUGUCCGUGUGGUGACACUGCUCUACGACCUCAUCAUGGAGAAGAUGCUGCUGGAGGCCUCGCAGCACGGGGAGCACGUGGAGGAGAAGCUGCAGCAGUACCGGCAGGUGCGGCUGGUGCCGGCGGUGGUGGAGCAGGACUGGUGUGAGGUGGUUUCCAACCUGCUGGCCAUGCCGGAGCACGACAGCCGCGAGAAGGUCCUCAAGAUGGUUGGGGUGCUGAUGGGCUUCUGCAGGGAGCGGUACCGCGGGGACCCGGUGCUCAGCACCACCCUCAGCAUCCUGCGCAGCGAGUACGAGGAGCUGGCGGCCGAGGAGCAGAGGGAAGGGGACAAGGACGGGUACUUCAUGGAGCUGCUAGGCUCUGUCAACACCAUCAUCCAGGAGCUGAGCUGAGAGCAGCUCAGUCCCCUCCAGUCCAGGUACUUGAGGGCAGCAGCAGGAUCUGGAUGGCACCAGUGUAUGUGCACCUCUGAAUAAACACUGGGCUCACUGAGCUCCCAGCACCAUGUGAGCGCCAGCAGCCUCCUUAAUACAG